CGGGGGACUUGGGGGGACCUUCUGCUGCACGUCCCUGCCACCGCUGGGGUUUCUGUUUUAUUUUCCUGAAGGGGAAAGGGGGGGGGAAAAACCAAAACCAAGAUGAUCUCCCCACGUCCUCUCUUCCCCUUUUCCCCCUUCCCCCUUCCUUCAUCUCAGUAGGAAUCAGCUUUUUCUUAUCCUGCCCAGAGCUUGCUUUCUCCUCAGACUCUGAGAAGAAGACUCCAGGAAACCAAGAUGGAUUACAGCUCGCUCAGCGGAGUCCCCCGGUUCUUGACCCGGCCCAAGGCGUUCAUGGUGUCUGUGGGGAAGGAUGCCACCUUGAGCUGCCAGAUCGUUGGAAACCCCAUCCCAGUUGUGAGCUGGGAAAAGGAUAAACUUCCAGUCCAGUCUGGGGGAAGGUUUAAAACCACAGAAGAUGGGGAUCUCUAUCGGCUAACAAUCUAUGAUCUGAGCUUGGAGGACAGUGGCCAAUACAUCUGCCGGGCCAAGAACACCAUCGGGGAAGCUUUUGCAGCUGUCAGCAUCAAAGUUGGAGAGGAGACCACAGUAACGGAGUACGCCCCGUAUUUCAUCCAGAAACCCUCCUCCAUCAAAGUAACAUUGGGAGAAGAUGCCAUGUUCAAAUGCAAAGUCCAGGGCAGCCCUCCCCUCUCGGUGAACUGGGAGAAGGAUGGGAGAUACCUGCGGAACCGGGCUGAUGCUGGACGCUUCCAGAUCGCGUCUGCUGGGGAGUCAAAUGCUCUCACCAUCCAGUGUACCCAACUGGGGGACAGUGGCACCUACACCUGCCGGGCAGAGAACCUCAUUGGCUCUGCCAGCGCUUCGGCUGCUUUGGUGGUGGAAACAAAGGGUUCUUCCAACCCGGGCAGCAGCAGCCACUUCGAUACCAGCUGUGGCAAGACGUCAUCCUUGCUGUCUCACUUGCAAAAGAGGCGGGAGGAGAUAAGGAAGAUGGACAUCUCCCAUGGGGCUCUUGAUUCAACAUCUGCCCAGUCUUACUCCACGUCAGAAGGGCUGUCCAGCAUCGGCUACAGCCUCUCCCGGGAUUACGAGCGGGCAGCUGGACUUACCACCAAAGGGGCCCGCAACGCAACUUUUGGGACACUGACCCGCAUGUGCAGCGUGACGGAGGGGAAGCACGCCAAGCUGAGCUGCUACGUGACGGGGGAACCCAAGCCAGAGAUCGUGUGGAAGAAGGACAACGAGGUCAUCUUGGAAGGGCGGCGGCAUGUCAUCUAUGAGGACGACCAGGAGAACUUUGUGCUGAAGAUCCUUUUCUGCAAGCAGAUAGACAAUGGGCUGUACACCUGCACGGCCUCCAACCUGGCAGGCCAGACGUACAGCUCCGUGCUCGUCACUGUCAAAGAACCCUCAAUACCUUUCAAGGAAAAACUGAAGGAUCUUGAAGUGAGGGAGAAGGAAUCUGCCACCUUCCAAUGUGAAGUGCCUGUUCCCAGCACAGAGACAGCUUGGUUCAAGGAGGAGACCAAACUCAAGCAGAGCAAGAAGUACAACAUCGAAGAAGAGGGCACGUAUCGCCGGCUCACUGUCCAGAACGUCACCGCGGACGAUGACGCUGUCUAUAUCUGUGAGAUGAAGGAAGGGAGCAGGACCAUCGCAGAGCUGUCUGUCCAAGGGAACAUCAUUAAAAAACUUCCACGAAAGACUGCGGUCUCCGUACACGACACAGCCAUCUUCUGUGUGGAGCUGGACAAUGAAUGCCAGAACGUCCGAUGGCUGAAAAACAAAGAAGAAGUGAAACCCAGUGAUCGAAUAACCAUCACGCGCUCUGGCAAGCAACAUACCAUGACCAUCCGAGAGUGUAAGAUGGAAGAUGCUGGUGAGAUUGCCUUCCUGGCUGAUGAAAGCAGGACUUCUACCCAGUUCACUGUGACCACUCCCAAGAAACCUCCCACCCAUCCCCCAGCUGACCCUGUGGUGAAAAAUAAAACAGAAACCUCAGUGACGCUAGCAUGGUCCCCUCCAAAGAUGGACCGCCCCAUUCCAAUCGAUGGCUACAUCGUGGAACACAAGAAACUGACUGGCUUCACCUGGGUGAGAUGCCACGAGUCUCAUGUCCCUGUCCCAGAGUUCACCAUAAGCAACCUGUUGGAAGAGGCCGACUAUCAGUUCAGAGUGUCUGCAGUCAACGCCUACGGACAGAGCCCCUACCUGGAGUUCCCGGGGAGCCUGCACCUUGAACCGGUCCUGGCUGUGAAAACCCCCCUGACAACUGUUGAAGCUGUACCUGGAGGUGAUGCCCUCUUUACUGUUGACCUCACGACUACAUGUUCCGGCACUUGGUACCUUAAUGGCAAAGUCUUACAGGAAAGUGAGACCUACAUCAUUAAGAGAACCCAAACUACUCACACUCUAAUCAUAAAGAACGUCACCAAGACUGACGAUGGAGCAGAAGUGAAAUUUGUUGCCAACAAUGUUGAGACCAGCACCAAGAUGAGAGUGAAAGGUGCUGCAGUGAGAUUUACCAACAAGAGCAGAGAUAUAGAAAAGGUCUCUGCUCGUCUGCGGGAGGAAGCCAAACUUCAGGCUGAGCUUUCAGAUGCAGAGGCUACUGUGAAGUGGAUGAAGGACGGGAAAGAGCUCAAGACCAGUGAAAAAUAUGAACUUCAAACAGUGGGGAAGAGACACAUCCUGAAAAUCCGCAACACUGCAGCAGAGGAUGCUGGAGUUUAUGAGUGCACCUGUGAAGGGGAUAGGAUGGUCUAUCAGCUUUCAGUGAAAGCACUUGCAAACUUCAUAAACAAAGAGAAAACUGGAGGCGUUAUCAGGGCUGUCUCUGGAAAACAAGCGGAAUUUGUUUCUGAGACCUCUGAGGCCAACAUCAUGGUUAAGUGGUACAAAGACGGCAAAGAAAUCACAGCCAGCAAGAAAUUCACCAUGGAAGAUAAAGGAAAAUUGCAUAAACUUGUGGCUUCAGCUGUGACGAAAGAAGAUGAAGGGACAUACACAUGCAAAAUUGGAGAUGACACUCUUAUUUUUGAUCUAAAAGUCUCAGAUGAAGCUGUCAAUUUUGUCAACAAGCCCAAAACAACUCCAGAAAUAUCAGUCAGUCCUUCUGAAACCCUUGAGCUGGAGUGUGAGGUGUCAGCUGCAAGUGGAACAGUGGUAUGGAAGAAGGAUCAAACUGAGGUGAAGCAGGACCAGAGGACAACAGUCAUCUCCCAGGGGACACACCGCAAGCUCAUCAUCAAGAAGGUGACACAGCAAGACCAAGGGAGCUAUACCUGUGAAACGAAGGAUGACAAAAUAACAUUCCAAGUCAAAGUCAGAGAGACAGAAGAUGUGUUUACAAACAAGGACAAGGUACAAAAGGAGGUGAAGGCUGCACUGACACAAAAUGCCACUCUGAGCUGUGAGGUGGCCCAGGAGAAGACUGAUGUGAAAUGGUACAAGGAGGGCAAACUGAUCACCUCGAGUAAGAAGUUCAAGGUGGAGUCAGAGGGCAAAUCUCGUCGGCUGGAGGUGGGGCAGGGGGAGAAGAAGGAUGCUGGGGAAUACACCUGUGAGGCUGGUGGCCAGAAACUGACCUUCAAGAUUGUUGUCACAGAAGCAGAGGAUGCAUUUAUCAACAAGGACAAACUGAAGAAAGAGGUGAAAGCUGCACUAUCAGAAAAUGCCACGCUGAGCUGCGAGGUGGCCCAGGAGAAGACCGAUGUGAAAUGGUACAAGGAGGGCAAACUGAUCACCUCGAGCAAGAAGUUCAAGGUGGAGUCGGAGGGCAAAUCGCGUCGGCUGGUGGUGGGUCAGGUGGAGAAGAAAGAUGCUGGGGAGUACACCUGUGAGGCUGCUGGCCAGAAACUGACCUUCAAGAUUGUCGUCACAGAGGCAGAAGAUGCUUUUGUCAACAAGGAAAAGGUGCAGAAAGAGGUGAAAGCUGCACUAUCAGAAAACGCCACGCUGAGCUGCGAGGUGGCCCAGGAGAAGACCGAUGUGAAAUGGUACAAGGAGGGCAAACUGAUCACCUCGAGCAAGAAGUUCAAGGUGGAGUCAGAGGGCAAAUCGCGUCGGCUGGUGGUGGGUCAGGUGGAGAAGAAGGAUGCUGGGGAAUACACCUGUGAGGCUGCUGGCCAGAAACUGACCUUCAAGAUUGAUGUCACAGAGGCAGAAGAUGCAUUUGUCAACAAGGAGAAGGUGCAGAAGGAGGUGAAAGCUGCACUAUCAGAAAAUGCCACACUGAGGUGCGAGGUGGCCCAGGAGAAGACCGAUGUCAAAUGGUACAAGGAGGGCAAACUGGUCACCUCGAGCAAGAAGUUCAAGGUGGAGUCGGAGGGCAAAUCUCGUCGGCUGGUGGUGGGUCGGGUGGAGAAGAAGGAUGCUGGGGAGUACACCUGUGAGGCUGCUGGCCAGAAACUGACCUUCAAGAUUGAUGUCACAGAACCAGAAGUUGUGUUUACCAACAAGGAAAAGGUGCAGAAAGAGGUGAAAGCUGCACUGUCAGAAAAUGUCACGCUGAGCUGCGAGGUGGCCCAGGAGAAGACCGAUGUGAAAUGGUACAAGGAGGGCAAACUGAUCACCUCGAGCAAGAAGUUCAAGGUGGAGUCGGAGGGCAAAUCUCGUCGGCUGGUGGUGGGUCAGGUGGAGAAGAAAGAUGCUGGGGAGUACACCUGUGAGGCUGCUGGCCAGAAACUGACCUUCAAGAUUGAUGUCACAGAGCCAGAAGUUGUGUUUACCAACAAGGAAAAGGUGCAGAAAGAGGUAAAAGCUGCACUAUCAGAAAACGCCACGCUGAGCUGUGAGGUGGCCCAGGAGAAGACCGAUGUCAAAUGGUACAAGGAGGGCAAACUGAUCACCUCAAGCAAGAAGUUCAAGGUGGAGUCGGAGGGCAAAUCGCGUCGGCUGGUGGUGGGUCAGGUGGAGAAGAAAGAUGCUGGGGAGUACACCUGUGAGGCUGCUGGCCAGAAACUGACCUUCAAGAUUGAUGUCCCAGAGCCAGAAGUUGUGUUUACCAACAAGGAAAAGGUGCAGAAAGAGGUGAAAGCUGCACUAUCAGAAAAUGUCACACUGAGCUGUGAGGUGGCCCAGGAGAAGACCGAUGUCAAAUGGUUCAAGGAGGGGAAACUGAUCACCUCGAGCAAGAAGUUCAAGGUGGAGUCGGAGGGCAAAUCUCGUCGGCUGGUGGUGGGUCAGGUGGAGAAGAAGGAUGCUGGGGAGUACACCUGUGAGGCUGCUGGCCAGAAACUGACCUUCAAGAUUGAUGUCACAGAGCCAGAAGUUGUGUUUACCAACAAGGAAAAGGUGCAGAAAGAAGUGAAAGCUGCACUAUCAGAAAACGUCACACUGAGCUGCGAGGUGGCCCAGGAGAAGACCGAUGUGAAAUGGUACAAGGAGGGCAAACUGAUCACCUCGAGCAAGAAGUUCAAGGUGGAGUCGGAGGGCAAAUCGCGUCGGCUGGUGGUGGGUCAGGUGGAGAAGAAGGAUGCUGGGGAGUACACCUGUGAGGCUGCUGGCCAGAAACUGACCUUCAAGAUUGAUGUCACAGAGCCAGAAGUUGUGUUUACCAACAAGGAAAAGGUGCAGAAAGAAGUGAAAGCUGCACUAUCAGAAAACGUCACACUGAGCUGCGAGGUGGCCCAGGAGAAGACCGAUGUGAAAUGGUACAAGGAGGGCAAACUGAUCACCUCGAGCAAGAAGUUCAAGGUGGAGUCAGAGGGCAAAUCUCGUCAGCUGGUGGUGGGUCAGGUGGAGAAGAAAGAUGCUGGGGAGUACACCUGUGAGGCUGCUGGCCAGAAACUGACCUUCAAGAUUGAUGUCACAGAGCCAGAAGUUGUGUUUACCAACAAGGAAAAGGUGCAGAAAGAAGUGAAAGCUGCACUAUCAGAAAACGUCACACUGAGCUGCGAGGUGGCCCAGGAGAAGACCGAUGUGAAAUGGUACAAGGAGGGCAAACUGAUCACCUCGAGCAAGAAGUUCAAGGUGGAGUCAGAGGGCAAAUCUCGUCAGCUGGUGGUGGGUCAGGUGGAGAAGAAAGAUGCUGGGGAGUACACCUGUGAGGCUGCUGGCCAGAAACUGACCUUCAAGAUUGAUGUCACAGAGCCAGAAGUUGUGUUUACCAACAAGGAAAAGGUGCAGAAAGAGGUGAAAGCUGCACUAUCAGAAAAUGUCACACUGAGCUGUGAGGUGGCCCAGGAGAAGACCGAUGUCAAAUGGUUCAAGGAGGGGAAGCUGAUCACCUCGAGCAAGAAGUUCAAGGUGGAGUCGGAGGGCAAAUCGCGUCGGCUGGUGGUGGGUCAGGUGGAGAAGAAGGAUGCUGGGGAGUACACCUGUGAGGCUGCUGGCCAGAAACUGACCUUCAAGAUUGAUGUCACAGAGCCCAAACCUGCAUUUAUAAACCAGGAAAAAGUCCAGAAGGAGGUGAACGCUGUCCUGACAGAAAGUGCCACCCUCAGCUGUGAGGUAGCACAGGACGCAACCGAAGUGAAAUGGUACAAGGAUGGAAGACUCCUCGUUUCCUCUAGAAAAUUCAAAAUAGAAACUGUGGGCAAAACCCGGCGCCUGGUUAUAGAGCAGCUGGAGAAGAAAGAUGCUGGAGAAUACACCUGUGAGGCUGCAGGCCAGAAGCUGACCUUCAAGUUGGAACCCACUGAACCAGAGGCUAAAUUUGAAAAGAAAGUUGUCCAGAAAGAGCCUCUCAUUGUUCAAGAACAUGAAAGCAUCACACUGACUACUUCAGUAACGCCUGAAACUGCUGCCGUAAAGUGGUUCAAGGAUGGAACAGAAAUCAAAGCGAGCAAGAAAUAUGAGAUUAAGAGUGAGGGGGCAUCCAGGACCCUGACGGUGAAGCUGGCUGAGAGCACAGACACCGCUGUGUACACUUGCCAGACAAAGAACGACAAGCAGGAAUUCAAAGUACAGGUGAAAGAAAUCCCAGUGAAGUUUGCUAAAAAACUUGAAGCUGUUAAUGCCGAGAUCGGAGGCAGCGUCUCUUUGACCUGCGACGUGAGCCACGCCAAAGGGAAGGUGGUGUGGCGCAGGAAUGGAGUUGAGAUCAAGCCCAGCAAGCGUUUCCAGAUUCAUGAGGAAGGGGUCAAACGAACCCUGACCAUAACAGGGAUCCGGGCUGAGGAUGAGGGAGAGUAUUCCUGCGAGUCCAGAGAUGAUAAAAGCAGCGUUACCAUCACCCCCAAAGCUCCCAGAGUGGUGAAAUUCACUAUGAGUCUCAACAGCGUGGUCUCUGAGGAGGGAAAAGAGGCUGUGUUCAAGUGCACCGUCUCUCCCAGAGAUGCUGUGGUCACUUGGCUCAGGAAUGGUGUCAAGAUUGAAGCCAGCAAGAAGUAUGUGAUCUCGCAGAAGGACAACAACCACAGCCUCACCAUCACUGAUCUGACGCUGGAAGAUGCAGCUGAAAUCUCUGCCAAUGCUGAGGGUGUAGAAAGCACAGCCAAUCUCAGAGUCAGAGAGGCCUCAAUCUCAUUCAAGAAGAAACUGGAACCCAGAACAGUUGAAGAGAGGGACACAGUGACCUUGGAGGUAGAACUGACCAAGCCUGCAGAGGUGAAAUGGAUGAGGAACAGCAUCGUAUUGAAGCCCAGUGAAAAAAUAGAGAUCAAAGCUGAGGGAACAAAGCAUACUUUGGUGGUUAAAGACAUCUCCUUUGCGGACAGGGGCUUCUACUGCUGUGAGAGUCCUGAUGACAAGACCCAAGCCAAGAUCAAUGUGGAAAUGAGGCAGAUCAAGCUGGUGAAAGGUCUUCAGCCCCUUGAAGUCUCUGAGAAAGGAACCGUCACCUUUGAGGUGGAAGUAUCUCAUGAGGACGUGGAAGGGACCUGGCAGAAGGAUGGCAUUCGGCUGAAGCCUGCACCGAAUAUCAAUAUUGGUGUCCUGGGCAAGAAACAUUCACUGACUCUUUCUUCGGUGACUCUUGAAGAUGCAGGACUCGUCUCCUUCAAAGCAGAGGGAAUUCAUUCAUCAGGGAAGCUCACAGUGACAGAAUUGCCUGUGAAAAUCAGCAAGCCUUUGGUAGACAUCAAUGUAACACAGAAAGAAAAGGUCACAUUCGAGUGUGAGCUGUCCAGGCCCAAUGUGGAUGUUAAGUGGUUCAAGGAUGGGAAAGAGCUCCGGCAAAGUAAGACAGUGGGGAUUAUUUCCCAAGGAAACAAGAGAAGCCUCAUUAUUCACAAGUGUGAAUAUGAAGACCAGGGAACAUAUACGUGUGAAGCAGCUGAAGACAAGACAUCAGCUACCCUAAAGGUUCACGCCCGAGAUAUCAAGAUUGUAAAACCACUGGAAGAUGUGGAAGUCAACGAAUAUGAGAGUGCGUCUUUCGUCUGUGAGAUUUCGCAUGAUGAGGUCCAAACCCAAUGGUACAAAAAUGACAACAAGCUGAAGGCUGCUGACAAUAUCAGAAUGCGCCAAGAUGGAAAGACCUAUUCGCUGACUUACACACGUGUCCAAGUCGAAGAUGCAGCAGAGAUCAAAUUUGUAGCAGAAAAGGCAGAAUCUCGUGCCCAGCUUACUGUAAAAGAACUACCUGUAAAAAUUGUGAAGCCUUUGCGAGACAAGAUCGCUCUUGAAAAACAUCGGGGAUUCCUGGAGUGCCAGGUGUCUCGUGCCAAUGCCAAAGUUCGAUGGUAUAAAAAGGGUGUUGAAAUUCACCCUAGUGACAAAUAUGAAAUUGUGAGUGAAGGUGUCUAUCGGAAACUCAUCAUCAAUGACGCAGGUUAUGAAGAUGAGGACACAUACACUUGUGAUGCCUUUGAUGACAAAACCAGUGCUAAUUUCUUUGUUGAAGAGCAAUCCAUUAACAUUGUAAAGGAGUUGUGUGAUGAGGAUGUGACUGAGCCUGAAGAAGCCAACUUUGAGUGUGAGACAUCCAUUCCAUCCGUGAAACCGCCCAAAUGGUUCCUACGGGGAGCGGCCCUCCAGGCUGGCGGAAACAUCGUCAUGCAGCAAGAAGGCACCAUCCACCGGCUGACAAUCCUGAAAACCAGUGCUGAUAUGACAGGCACCAUUCAGUUCUGCAUUGGCAAAUCAAAAUCCACAGCAAACCUGCUUGUCAGAGAUUACCACAUACAGAUCACCAGGAAGAUGGAGGACAAGACCGCCCUGGAGCGCCAUUCUGUCGUCCUGUCUUGUGACUUCAGGCCUUCCCCAAAGAUUGUGAAGUGGUUCAAGGGCAACACACUCAUUGAGCCCUCCGAGAAGUACAAAAUCAAGAGGGAGCAGUAUUCAGCAGAGCUCAAGAUUUUGAAGGUGAAGCCGGAAGAUGCUGGUGUGUACAAAUGCAGGCCUGGAAGCGCAGAGACCGAAGCCACGCUGACUGUUGAAGCCCGCAACGUAGAAGUACUCAAACAUCUGCAGGACGUGGAAAUUGAAGAAGAGAGCUCCGCUGUCUUCUCCUGCGAGCUGUCCCAUGAUGACGAAGAUGUGGAAUGGUUCCUCAAUGGCACCCUCCUUUACACCAACAAUUUCAAUGACAUCAGGAACGUUGGCAAUUGCUACAUGCUGACGAUGAAGCAGGUCAAGCCUGAAGAUGCUGGCACAGUGACGAUGAAGUCAGACAAGGUGUCAGAGACCGUGCGUCUGAAGGUGAUAGAGAAGCCUGCUGUCUUCAUGAAGUCCUUGGACGAUGUUUUUGGUGAGGAGCGAGGUGUGAUUAAAUUGGAAUGUGAAGUCUCCAAAGAGAAGGUCAAGCCUGUUUGGAAAAAGGAUGGUGUGACUCUCGCUUCUGGUGACAAGUAUGAGCAGAUACAGUCUGGGAAGACCCUGUGCCUCCUUAUCCAUGACCUUGAAAAGACAGAUGCGGGUUUAUACACCUGUGAUAUUGGCACUGAUGUCGCCAAGUCAAAGGUCAGCGUUCAGGAACUGAACAUUGGCAUCACUAAACGGUUGAAGAACACUGAAAUCCAGGAGGGAGAAGAUUGCACUUUUGAGUGUAUUUUGUCCCAUGAAAGCAUCGAUGACUUCAACUGGACACUGAAUGGGAACAAAGUGGAAAGCGGUGGACGAUUUAAAGCCUCUAACAUGGGUCGGAAAUAUACGCUCAAUAUCAAAAGUGUGACUUCUGAUGAUGCUGGGGAAAUCAUUUUCACUGCCCGUGGUCUAACCUCCAAGGCUUCUCUGGUUGUGAAAGAAAAGCCCACCGAGGUAACAAAACAGCUGGAGGAUAAAACAUCGGUGGCAGGGCAGGACAUCACCCUGAACUGUGAAUUGUCAAAACCUGACGUGAACAUCAGGUGGUACAAGGACGGCAAAGCAAUCCGAAAAAGCCAGAAAUAUGACUUACUCCAAGAGGGAACACGGGCCAUUCUGAUCAUCCGUGACUCCACGGUGAAGGACAGUGGGGAGUACACCUGUGAGACAGAGGUCUUUAAAACCAAAGCCACGAUCACAGUGCAAGAAAAACCUAAUUAUUUUGUCAAGGAACUUUCAGAUCUAAAAGUUGAUGAAAGUGGAACUGCAGUUUUUAUGUGCCAGAGUGAAAGAGCUGCAUCUUCUGUGGUCUGGAGGAAAGGCAUAGCUGAACUCAGGGCUGGCAGGAAAUACGAGAUCACACAGAAAGGACAAGUCCUGCAGCUGACCAUAAAGAACUUGGAGAAAAGUGACAGUGACACUUACAGCUGCGACAUUGGUGAUGCCCAGUCCAGAGCCAAGCUAGUCGUGCAAGGCCAGAAAGUGCUAAUAACAGAAGACCUGGAAGAUGUCACUGUGUUAGAAGGAGAAUCUGCCAUGUUCAAAUGCAGAAUCUCUCCCAUAGACUAUAGCAAAGUGCAGUGGUUUUUGGAUAAAACCCCACUCCAUACCAAUGAACUUAAUGACAUCCAGUCUCAGCCUGGGGGAUAUCACCUGCUAACGUUGAAAAAACUCUCUCUGAAGGACUCGGGGGUCAUUACAUUUGAAGCUGGUGAUAAGAAAACAUCUGCCAGUUUGGUUGUUAAAGAGAAGCCCUGCGUCUUCACAAAGGAGCUGGUUGAUACUGAAGUCACUGAGGGAGAGGAUGUGAUCCUUCACUGUGAAACCUCCAAAUCAGACAGCCCUGUAAAGUGGUGCAAAGACGGGAAGAGCCUUAGGAAUUCUUCCAAGUAUAACAUCAGCCGGUCGGGAUUUGAAGCCAAGCUUGUCAUUCACAGGGCAGAAGAAAGAGACAGUGGCAGAUAUGAGUGUGAGGCUGGAGCAGCUAAAAGUAGUGCCAUUAUUACUGUCAAGGAAACGCCAGUUCUCUUCAAGCAAGAGCUCCAAAAUGAAGAAGCUAAAGAAGGAAAGCAAGUGAAGCUGACCUGUGAGCUCAGCAAACCUGAUACCCCGGUGAAAUGGAUGAAAGGAGACACUGUUCUCUAUGCCAGCGAGAAGUAUGAAUUUAAGCAGCGGGGUACGGUGGCAGAGCUCAUUAUUCGAGAUGUCAAAACUGUAGAUGCUGGGGAAUAUACCUGCAGCACCGGGGAACUGAAGACCACUGCUCGGGUGAAAGUAAAUGCUGUGCCUGUCCUUUUCAAACAAGCCCUGGAGAACACGGAAAUGGAAGAGGGGAAAUCUGUCUCCUUGCGCUGCGAACUCACAAAAGCUGAUGCCACCGUGGUGUGGAAGAAGGGAGAAGCCGCCCUCCAGGCAAGUGCCAAAUAUGAAAUGAAGCAGAAGGGGACAGUGGCAGAGCUGGUGAUUCAUAAUGCAGAGCCAGAAGAUGCGGGAAGAUACACCUGUGACACUGGAGACCAGCAGACCACAGCCCAAGUCAAAAUCCAUGCUGUCUCUGCGCUCAUCAAAGAAGAGCUGAAAAGUGUAGAAGCCAUGGAAGGUGGGACUGCCACCCUGCAAUGCCAGCUGAGCAGAGAGGCCCCCGUGGAGUGGAGGAAGGGGCACACUCUUCUCCGGCCGAGUAACAAGUACAGGAUGAGGCAGGAGGGCACAGUGGCUGAGCUGCUGAUCCACGAUCUGGACCCAAAGGAUGCUGGAGACUAUACAUGUGUAGUGGGGAACCAAAAAACCACAGCAGCCUUAUCAGUGAAUGCCCUGCCAGUCCGUUUCAAAAAAGAGCUGAAGAACGAGGAAGCCACAGAGAGCGGGACGGCCACGCUGCAGUGCGAGCUGAGCCAGGCGGUGGGCUCGGUGGAGUGGAGGAAGGACGGGAAGGUCUUGGUGCCAAAUGGCAAAUACAAAAUGAGACGGGAAGGGCGUUUUGUCGAGCUGGUAAUCCAAGACCUGGACUUGACGGAUGCUGGGAACUAUACCUGCUUGUGUGGAGACCAGAAGACAACAGCGGCUUUGAGAGUGAAUGCCUUGCCCAUCCUCUUCCAAGAAGAAAUGUUGAACAAAGAAGCUACAGAGGGGGAGGCAGUCACUUUGCACUGUAAACUGAGCAAACCAGCCCCGGUUGAGUGGAGAAAGGGGAAUAAGGUCCUCAAGCCAAGUGAAAAAUACAAAAUAGAGCAGGAAGGUCCCUUUGUGGAGCUGGAGAUCCAGGAUUUGGAUUUGGCAGACACUGGUGAUUACACCUGUGUGUGUGGAGAUCAACAGACUACAGCUGCUUUGACAGUAAAUGUCCUGCCUGCUCUUUUCACCAAAGAACUGACAGAUGAAGAGGCCAUAGAAGGCAAAAGUGUCUCUCUGCACUGUGAGCUGAACAAGGCUGCUGCUAACGUGGAGUGGAAGAAGGGCUUCAAGACCCUCAAAUCAAGUGACAAGUAUAAAAUGAAACGUGAAGGUGUUGUUGCUGAGCUUAUAAUCCAAAAUCUAGACACGACGGAUGCUGGAAAUUAUUCCUGUGUGUGCGGAGACCAGCAGACUAUGGCAGUUUUAACAGUACAUGCUUUGCCUGCCUUUUUCAAAGAAGGAUUGAAGAACAGAGAAGCCACGGAUGGUGCAACAGCCACUCUGCGUUGUGAGCUGAGCAAGGUUGGGGUCCCGGUGGAGUGGAAAAAAGGGAACAAGACACUCAAACCCAGUGAUAAGUAUAGGAUGAGACAAGAAGAUACCACUGCAGAGCUCUUGAUCCGAGAUCUGGAGGUAGAAGAUACAGGAGAAUAUACCUGUGUGUGUGGAGAUCAGAAGACCUCAGCUGUCUUGACAGUCCAUGCUUUGCCCGCACUGUUCAAAAAAGAACUUGCCAAUAUGGAAGCCACAGAAAAGGGGACGGCCGUGCUGCAGUGUGAGUUAUCUAAACCCACUCCGGUGGAGUGGAGGAGAGGGCAAGAGGUGCUCAAGCCCAGUGAGAAGUAUAAAAUGAGAAUGAAGGAUACCGUUGCUGAGCUGACAAUCCACAGCCUGGAGGAACAAGAUGCAGGAGAUUACACAUGUGUGUGUGGAGACAAGACGACUACCGCGUCCCUGACAGUGCAUGCCCUUCCUCCGCGUUUUAAUAAAGAGUUGAAGAAUGUGGAAGCCACAGAAAAUGGCACGGCCACUUUCUGCUGUGAACUGAACAAGCCAGCAGCUACCGUGGAGUGGAGGAAAGGAGACAGAGCCCUGGAGCCAAGGGGCAAGUUCACCAUGAGAUGUGAGGGCACAACUGCUGAGCUGGUGAUCCAUGAUUUAGAGCUGACAGAUGCUGGAGAUUACACGUGCUGUUAUGGAGAUCAGAAAACCACCGCUGCGCUAAAAGUGAAUGCCUUGCCCGCAUGUUUCAAGAAAGAGAUGAAGAAUGAAGAAGCCACAGAAGGUGGAACAGCCACGCUACAAUGUGAGCUAUCUAGGGCUGCUUCCGUGGAGUGGAAAAAGAAACACAAAGUGCUCAAAUCGAGUGAAAAAUAUACUAUGAGACAGGAAGGUACUACAGCACAACUGCUGAUCCAUGCUUUGGAAGUCAAGGACGCUGGGGAGUACACCUGUGUGUGUGGAGACAAGAAGACCACCGCAGCACUGACAGUGCAUGCCCUUCCCGCUCUCUUCAAAGAGGAGUUAAGAAAUGAAGAAGCCACGGAGGGUGAAGUAGUCACUCUGCGCUGUGAGCUCACCAAGGCCGCUUCAGUGGAGUGGAAAAAAGGACAUACAGUGCUCAAACCUGGCGAGAAAUACAAAAUGAGGCAGAAGGAUGUCACUGCAGAACUGGUGAUCCAUAAUCUAGAUGAGAGUGAUGCUGGUGAUUAUACCUGCGUGUGCGGGGAUAAACAGACCACAGCUUCCUUAGCAGUGCAUGUGCUGCCUGCCCUCAUCAAGGAAGGCCUGAAGGACGAGGAGGUGACAGAAGGUCAAGCAGCCACUCUGCUCUGUGAGCUGACCAAGGUUGCUCAAGUAGAGUGGAGAAAGGGAAGCAGUUUGCUAAAAGCCAGCGACAAAUACAAAAUGAGACAGGAGGGUACGGUCAUGAAGCUGCUUAUCCAUGAUGCAGAAUUGAAAGAUGCUGGAGAAUACACUUGUGUGUGUGGAGAGCAGGAGACAACAGCUGCCUUGACAGUUCAUGCCCUGCCUGCGCUUUUCAAAGAAGAACUGAAGGACCUGCAAGCCACGGAAAGCCAAACAGCCACUCUGCGCUGUGAGCUGACCAAGGCUGCAGCUGUGUCAUGGAAGAAAGGAAACAAAAUACUCAGGGCAAGUGAAAAAUACAUCAUGCGGCAGGAUAAUGCCCUUGCUGAGCUGGAAAUUUGUGAUCUCGAGCUGCAGGAUGCGGGAGAUUACACCUGUGUGUGUGGAGACCAACACACCACCGCUUCUCUGACAGUGAAUGCCCUGCCGGUGCUUUUCAAGGAAGAAUUGAAGAAUGAAGAAGUCCAGGAAGGAGCAUCAGUCUCUCUGCGUUGUGAAUUAACCAAAGCAGCUCACGUGCAGUGGAAAAUAGGGUCCAAAGUGCUCAAAGCAAGUGACAAAUAUCAAAUGAGACAGUCUGGCACCGCUGCAGAGCUGGUCAUCACUGACCUAGAAGUAAAAGACGCUGGAGAUUACACAUGUGUUUGUGGUGACCAGAAGACAACAGCAAUCUUAACAGUUCAUGCUCUGCCACCACUCUUUAAGGAAGAGUUAAAGAACAAGGAAGCAGAAGAAGGUGGAGAAGUUGCCCUGCACUGUGAGCUCACCAAGGCUGCUCCGGUGGAGUGGCGGAAGGACCAGAGGAUUCUCAAAGCAAGUGAGAAAUACAAAAUGAGGCAGGAAGGGACCAAGGCAGAGCUGGUGAUUCAUGAAAUAGCUGAGGAGGAUGCAGGAGACUACACCUGCGUGUGUGGAGAGCACCAGACUACAGCUGUCUUAACAGUACAGGCUGUGCCUCCAUUUUUCCAAGAAGAAAUGACCAGCGAGGAAGCAGUAGAAGGUGGAACGGCCACUUUGCGCUGUGAGCUCAGCAAGGCAUCUGCUCACGUUCAGUGGAAGAAGGGCCAUCACGUCCUCACCUCGGACAAAAAGUACAGCAUGAGACAAGAAGGCUGUGUUGUGGAGCUGGUAGUUCAAGAUUUAGACUUGAAUGAUGCUGGAGAUUAUACCUGUGUGUGUGGAGACAAGACCACCACAGCUGCCUUAACAGUGCAUGCACUGCCACCAGAAUUCAAAAAAGACCUGAAAGACCUAGAAGCCAUAGAAGGUGGGACAGCUGCUCUGCACUGCGAGCUGACUAAAUUUGCCAUGGUGGAGUGGAAGAAAGGGCAGGAGUUGCUCAAAGCAAGCAGCAAAUAUCAAAUGAGCCAAGAUGGUGCUGUUGCAAAGCUGGUUAUUCAUGAGCUGGAGGUGGAGGACACUGGAGAUUAUACCUGUGUGUGUGGAGAUCAGCAGACAACUGCCACUUUGACAGUCAAUGCCCUACCAGCACUUUUUAAACAAGAGCUUCAGGAUACUGAGGCAGAAGAAGGUGGUACAGCAAUACUGAGGUGUGAGCUCACCAAAGCCAAGGCUCCAGUAGAGUGGAGGAAAGGAGAUGCUACUCUCUACCCUGGUUUGAAAUACGAGAUGAAGCAGCAGGGCUCCGCUGCAGAAUUGGUCAUUUAUGACUUAGAACUGGAUGAUUCAGGAAAGUACACCUGUGACUCUGGACACCAGCAGACAACGGCUGUGGUAACCGUACAUGCACUGCCCAUCACAUUUAAGCAACCCCUUCAAAAUAAGGAGUCAGAGGAAGGAAGUACAGCUACAUUCUGCUGUGAGCUGUCAAAACCCAAUGCUGCAGUGGAAUGGAGGAAAGGAGGAGUUGGGCUGCAACCCAGCCAGAAGUAUGAAAUGAGGCAGAGGAAAUGCCAGGUAGAGCUCUUAAUACAUAAUCUCAAAUUGGAAGAUACAGGAGAAUACAGCUGUGAUACUGGGGAUCAGGAAACCAAGGCAUCUUUAAAUGUGAAAGCUCUGCCAGUUCUUUUCAAAAAGGAGCUCAAGGACAAGGAGGCAGAAGAAGGAGCUGCGGUGAAAUUCCAGUGUGAGCUGACAAAGGAUAAUGCGACAGUGGAGUGGAGGAAAGGCACAAUGGAGCUCUUCCCGUGUGCCAAAUAUGAAAUUAAAUUAAGUGGUCGCACAGCUGAACUCGUGAUUCAUAACAUAGAACCAGAAGAUGCCUCUGAUUACACAUGUGAUACAGGAGACCAGCAGAGCACAGCAGUCCUCAAAGUGAAUGCCAUCAAACCCCGGCUGAAGCAGCAGCUGAAGAAUGAAGAAGUGGAAGUGGGGGGAACGGCCAGGCUGCGCUGCGAGAUUUCCAUUAGCAAAGCAGAAGUGGAGUGGAGGAAAGAUGGAGUCGUCCUUCACUCGAGCUCCAAGUACGAGAUGUGGCAGGACGGCACCCUCCGCGAGCUGCGUGUUCACCACCUGGAGCCUAGCGAUGCUGGAGAGUAUUCCUGCAAGGCUGGAGAUGAGACCAGCUCCGCAAAGCUGACCGUGAAAGAGCCCGACGUGACCAUCGUGAGUGGCCUAAAGGACAUGGUGGUGUUCGAAGGGGACGAUGUCACCUUUCGGUGCCAGGUUUCUCAUGAAAACGCAAGGGACGUUGAAUGGAGGCUACAAGAUGUUACUCUGCAAAAUAAUGAAAUGAAUGAGAUCUCAGUGGAGAAAGGAAAGAUCCACACCCUGACGUUAAGGAAGGUGACUGAGCAGGACAUUGGCACCAUCGCUUUCCGAGUGGGACCCUACAUAUCGACGGCAGAGCUCACAGUAAAAGUGCCACCUCCAGUCUUUAAGGAGAAAUUACAGAGCACAGAAGUGCAGGAGGAAGAAACAGCCAUCCUCCGCUGCGAGGUCUCCCAGCCUAAUGCUGCGGUCAAGUGGAAGAAGGGCACUCAGGUGAUUUCUUCAAGCUCCAAGUAUGAAAUCAGGCAGGAGGGAACCAUCCAUACUUUAAAGAUUUAUCACCUAAAACCAGAAGACUCUGGCAAAUACACCUGUGAUAAUGGAAAUGAACAAACCACUGCCACGUUAACUGUUAAAGCUUUGCCAGUAAUCUUCACACAACCACUUCAGAACCAGCAAGCAGAAGAAGGCGGCACCAUCACUUUGAGCUGUGAAAUCUCCAAACCAAAUGCCACUGUGCAGUGGAAGAAGGCCGGGACAGUGCUGCGACCAAGUGAUAAAUACAAGAUGCAUCAAACUGGAUCCCGGGCUGAGCUGACAAUUCGCAACCUGAGUGGAGCUGAUGCUGGGGAAUACACGUGUGACACAGGAGACCAGCAAACCACUGCAGCUGUGCUGGUGAAAGAACCAGAAGCCACCAUAGUGGAGAAGCUGAAGGAUAUCACGUCGUACGAAGGAGAAGACGCAGUGUUUGAAUGCAGGCUGUCCCGGGAAACAACUCAGGAUGCCCAAUGGUUCCUGGGGGAUGUUCCUCUGCAAUCCAAUGAAAUGAAUGAGAUUAGAGUCCAAGGGACGCAUCACACUUUGAUCCUGAGGAAGGUGACACUGGAAGACUGUGGGUCCAUCAGUUUCAAAGUGGGGCAGCAUACCUCAACGGCACAGCUGACCGUCAAAGUUGCUCCAGUCACCUUUGUAAAGGCGCUCCACAACUUGGAGCUGCAGGAGGGUGGCACAGCUCACUUGUCCUGUGAGGUGUCCAAGCCCGAUGUCCCGGUGGAGUGGAGGAAAGGCACAUCUGUGAUCCGCUCAAGCCAGAAGUUCAACAUCAAGCAGGAGGGAAACGUUCACACACUGGUUAUUCACGAUUUGAACCGUGCGGACUCAGGGGAGUAUAGCUGUCACGCAGCUGAUGGGAAGACCACUGCCAGACUGGAGGUUAAAGCCCUGCCCGUGCUCUUCAAGCACUGGCUGAAGAACGAGGAGGUGGAGGAAGGGCGCACGGUCGUGCUGCACUGCGAGCUGACGAGACCCGGCGCGCCCGUGGAGUGGAGGAAAGGAGAUACAGUGCUGCAGUCCUGUGACAAGUAUGAGAUCCGGCAAGAGGGGACACGCGUUGAGCUCUUCAUCUACGAUGCUGAGGCUCAGGACGCUGGCGAUUACACGUGCGAUUCAGGGGACCAGCAGACCACCGCGUCCUUGCAAGUCAAAGUACUACCCGUGCUGUUUAAAGAAGAGCUGAAAAAUGUAGAAUCUGAAGAAGGGGGAACGGCUGUCCUGCACUGUGAGAUCUCCAAGCCGGAUGCCCCCGUUGAGUGGAGAAAAGGAGGGGUGGUCAUUCAACCCAGUGACAAGUAUGAGAUGAAGCUGAAAGGCAGUAUUGCUGAACUGAUCAUCCACGGUGUAGAGCCUGAUGACUGUGGGGAUUAUACCUGUAGCACCGGCUACGAGAUCACCACAGGUUCUGUGUAUGUGCAAGAAGAAGCAGCAGUCAUAGUUUCUGGUUUAAAGAACACAGACGUCUUUGUGGGUGAGUCAGCCACGUUCACCUGUGAGCUCUCCUACCCGGGCGUGAAGAACGUGCAGUGGUGGCUCGAUGGAUCUCCCCUUCACAACAACUUUGUGACUGAAAUCUCUGAGCAGGAUGGGAUGAUUCACACUUUAACCCUAAAUGACGUGGCGUGCCAUGACUCAGGCACAGUCACCUUCAGAGCUGGGUCCCUUAUAUCUUCAGCUAAAUUAUUAGUCAAAGAUCCAACCAUUGAAGUGGUCAGUCCCAUGCAGGACAUAACUGUUGAUGAAGAUGGCACAGCAGAGUUCAUAUGCCAAUAUUCUAGGCCAGUACACGCCAUAUGGAAGAAAAAUGAUCAGGAAAUACAUGCAGAUGGGCAGCGAGUGAUUAUCGAUCAGGACUGGAAUGUAAGCAUGCUAAAAAUUAAACCUACGGUACCAGAAGACACUGGCAUCUAUUCUUGUGAAGCUGAAGGCAUUAAAGUGAUGGCUGCACUUGAUGUUCAAGCCAAGAACAGCAUUGUCCAGGGCUUGGAGAAUGUGGAAGCCGUGGAAGGAGGGGAAGCCCUGUUUGAAUGCUACCUUUCCAAGCCCGAGUGCUACAACUACAACUGGCUGAUUGACGAUGAGCCUGCCAAAACUACAGAAAACACUGAGAUGGUUUACUUUGAGAAUGGGCGCCGGCAUAUUCUGCUGCUGAAGAACCUCACUCCCCAGGACAGCUGCAGGGUGACCUUUAUGUGCAGCGAUGCAGUGACCUCAGCCUUCCUGACAGUGAAAGGAUGGCGCCUACAGAUCUUGCAGCCUCUCACUGAUGUGGAAGUGUCUCCAGGGGAGAAAGCUACAUUUAGCUGCGUUCUAAGUGAAGCUGUGCCAAUUAAUGAGGUUGCCUGGUACAGUAAUGACAUAGAGAUCCAGUCAGAUGAGGACUGGGAGAUACAAGCAGAUGGAAACAAAUACAAACUUAUUCUGAAAAAAGCCCAACCGCAUCAUUCUGGAGAAGUGACCUUUGCUUCCAGGGAAGCAAUUGCAUCCGCCAAGUUAUCUGUGAUAGCCCACCCCGAUCCACCUGAAGAACCAGAAGUUUUAAGUAAGAACAGCCACUCUGUCACUCUGUCUUGGUACAAGCCGUUGAGCGAUGGCGGUUGUGACAUCCUAGGCUACAACGUGGAGAGGAAAAUCCCAGGUAUUGGCUGGCAGUCGUGCAGCAAGGGCAUUAUUCAAAACACAGAGUUUACAGUGGACAAUCUCACCCCAGGUGAACCCUACAGAUUCCGCGUCUCGGCUAUAAACAAAGUUGGGGCCAGCGAGCCGGUGCACUUCCCUCAGACGGUGAGGCUAGAGCCUCCUGUUACAGUCACUCAACCUUUGGUGGGAGGAUCAGUCUCAGAAGGGGAAGUGGCUCGUUUGGAGUGCAAAUUAUCAAGUGAAAUCAAAGAGAGUGUGACAUGGUUCAAAGGAAAAGAACAAAUACGUGCUGGAGGGAGAUACGAGAUCCUCUCUGAUGGAAAAAAGCAGACACUCAUUAUUCAUGCAUUUAAACCUGAAGAUCAGGACACAUACACCUGCAUGGUUUCUCCAGAAGUCAAAUCUGUUGCCAGCUUGUGUCUUGAAGUUCCAACAGUGACAAUGCUAAAAGAGAUCGCCAGAGAAGCACCUCCUGCAAGACCAUCAGAAGAGCUGGUGGAUGGCCAAGUGCAGCCCAGCUUGCCCCCUGAGGCUGCUCAGGAGGGAGACCUUCAUCUCCUGUGGGAAGCCCUGGCCAAGAAACGCCGGAUGAGCCGGGAGCCCACCUUGGAUUCCAUCAGCGAGGUGCCUGAAGAGGACGAGAAGCUUCAGAAGUUGAGGAAGGAGGAAGCAGAGAUGUCUCACUAUUACUCAGAGGAGUACUCCACAUGUGAUGAGCUGGCUAGGACAGGAGAAGCAGAUUUCUCUUUCACAAGCUCAGAUGAUGAGUCUAGAGCUGGGACUCCUUCACUGGUGAACUACCUCAAGAAAGCUGGGAAGACAAGUGUCAGUGUUACUAGCAAGGUUCAGUCCAUCUCCACAGGCAAAUUAUGGAAACAGUGGGAGAAAUCCAGUGUAGAGACUGUUGUGUCGGCCUCAGCUGCUCAGCCAGUGGAACCAGAAAUGCCAGAUUUAGAUGAUCCUUCUAUGAACAAGGCCGCCGUGAAGAUCCAGGCUGCUUUCAAAGGCUACAAAGUCAGGAAAGAGAUCAAGCAACAAGAGUGCCCAGUGUUUACUGAGACCUUCAAAGACUUCUCUGGUGAGCCUGGAAGCACUCUCCAUCUUGAAUGUGUGGCCCACAGCAAAACUGACAUGAAAGUCCGUUGGCUGAAAGACGGGGAAGAGCUUUCAGAUGGUCGCUAUUAUCACAUAGACAAUUACAGUGACGGAACCUGCUCUUUGAUUAUCACUGGCCUGGACAGGAAAGAUGCUGGUAAAUACACCUGUGAGGCAUCCAAUAAAUUUGGCAAGGUUUCACACAGUGCUAAGGUGGUCAUUGGCACUCAGGAACCUCAAGUUCUUCGUAAGGAGAAGCAGGUCAAACCAAGCACUGACAGUGAGACAGAGAGCUCAUCUGGGAGUGAACUGGAUGAUGCUUUCCGAAAAGCAGGAAGGAGACUUCAUAGACUCUUCAGGGCCAAGAUCUCAACAGAGAUAUCUGAUGUGGAGGAAGAGCUCUUUGUCAGUGCAGAUGAAGGAGACAUAGAGGUGGUCGACCAUCAGACAUAUCGUGAGGAUGACCAGUACAUCUACAUCAAGUUUGAAAUCUUGUCUGAGGCGAAAACUGCUGCCACUCGAUUCAGAGAGAUGUUUGGUGCUCUGGGAAUUCCCGUGGAGAUUGACAUUUUGGAACAAGGCCCUAAAAAAAUUGAAUUGCGUAUUGGGAAAGCAACACCACCCACCCAUGGGAAGUUUCCACCACCGCUAGUGAGACCUCCACCACCUUUGCUGACUUCUGAUACAGCUCCCAUGUUCCUGACUGAACUCCAAAACCAAGAGGUGCAAGAUGGAUACCCAGUCAGCUUUGACUGCAUCGUCGUUGGCAAACCACUCCCCACGGUUCGCUGGUUCAAGGAUGGGAAAGCUAUUGAAGAAAAUGAUCAUUACAUGAUCAAUGAGGACCAGGAAGGGUGCCAUCAGCUGAUCAUCACAGCUGUAGUCCCCACUGACAUGGGUGUUUACCGUUGCCUUGCUGAAAACAACAUGGGAGUUGCUUCAACCAAGGCAGAGCUUCGAGUUGACUUGACCAGCACUGACUAUGAGACAGCAGCAGAUGCAACAGAGACAUCGUCUUACUACAGUGCCAAAGAAUAUAUUUCAAGCCGAGAACAGGAAGAAUCUACCAAUGAGGAAGAGCAAUUGCCCCAGAUCUUCGAUGAGCUUCAUGAUAUUCAUGUGGCACCUGGAGCAUCGCUGGCUAAAUUUCACCUGAAGGUGAAAGGGUACCCACAGCCUCGUCUCUAUUGGUUCAAAAAUGGACAGCCAUUAAAGCCCUCGGACCGUAUCCUGAAGACUGAUAAACAGGAAUUCCACUCGCUGGAAAUUCGUGACGUCACUAAGGCAGAUGCUGGCCAGUACUCAAUAUUUGUCAUCAACUCUGCUGGUUCUGCAUUUUCGUCAGCCAGGCUGGUAGUCAAAGAUCCUUAUGAGAAAGAAGAGCCAUCAGAAGCAGAUUCCCGUGAGCAGCUGAUACCGCCAAGGUUCCUGGAAAGAUUUACUAACAAAAAGGUGAAAAAAGGUGCCAGCAUCACAUUAUCUGUAAAAGUGGAAGGACAUCCACCACCAACUAUUACUUGGAUGAAAGAAGUGUCUCGGGAGGACAUCCUGUGGAUCAAACCAGACACGCCUGGAUAUAAACUUGCCAGUUCGAAUAUGCAUCACAGUUUAAUUCUCUUGGAUGUUAAAAAGAAGUACAGUGGAGCUUAUACAUGCAUCGCUACCAACCAGGCUGGGCAGUCCAUCUGCACCGCCAACCUGGAAGUUGCAGACGUGAAAGAGGCUGAAGUGCUGACCCAAGAGCGCGUGAUGGUGUCAGAAGCCAUCAUGACCACGCUGGGAGCUAUGCAUCCCUCUGAAACAAGAGAAGGAGACCUUGAAGCUGGUAGAGAAGGUGUACCCAAAAGCCCUGUUUCCUUAGCUGAUGUUGGCUCAGAAGAGUUCUUCCAGAAACUCACCUCCCGUAUCUCAGAAAUGGUAUCUGCAAAAAUAAGUCAGGCUACACUUCGAGUGCCAGGGGCAGAAAGUGAUGAUGAAUCAAAAACUCCCUCUGCAUCUCCUCGCCAUGGACGAUCCAGACCUUCAUCCAUUGCUCAAGAGUCCUCCUCUGAGUCUGAAGAUGGUGAUUCUAGAGGAGAGAUCUUUGAUGUCUACAUGGUCACAGCUGACUACGUGCCUGCUGCUCCUGACAAGGAGACCAUCACAUUGAAGGAAGGCCAAUAUGUGGAAGUCCUUGAUUCAGCCCAUCCUCUGAAAUGGCUGGUCAGGACUAAACCCACCAAAUCCAGCCCUUCUCGACAGGGCUGGGUGUCUCCAGCUUAUCUGGACAAGAAACUGAAGUUGUCACCAGAGUGGGGAACAACAGAAGCUCCCGAGUUCCCUGGAGAGUUUGUUUCUGAAGACGAAUAUAAAAGGAAGCUGAGCAUUCUUAUCCAAGAACUGUUGAUCUCAGAAGAGGAUUACAUUCAAGACCUACAGUUCCUCCAGACUCAUCACCUUAGGUUCACUGAGACCUGUCCCAAUGUCCCAGGAGCUGUCGCCAGCCAGAAAUCCACCAUCUUCAGAAAUAUUGAUGACAUUGCUCGCUUCCAUUCCAGUGUCUUCCUGCGAGGCUUGCAGCUGUGUGACACUGACGACGACGUGGCCAUGUGCUUUAUCAAGCAUGAAGUGGAGUUUAAUAAGUACAUCCAGUACCUGGUGGGGAGGGUACAGGCUGAAUCGAUCGUCGUCAGCAAAGCUGUCCAGGAUUUCUACAAGAGAUACACAGAUGAAAUUUUAGUGAAUGAAGAUCCUUCACAGCCACUUAUCCCACCACUGCAGCACUACCUGGAAAAACCCAUAAACCGGAUCCAGCAGUAUCAGACUAUAAUCAAGGAAUUAAUCCGAAACAAAGCAAGAAAUAGCCAGAACUGCACUCUGCUGGAGCAGGCUUAUGCCAUCGUGUCCGCGCUUACCCGAAGAGCAGAAAACAACCUCCACGUCUCACUCAUUGAGAAUUAUCCGGGGACCUUGGAAAGCCUUGGAGAACCCAUCCGACAGGGCCACUUCAUUGUGUGGGAAGGAGCGCCGGGAGCUAGAAUGGCAUGGAAAGGACACAAAAGACAUGUGUUCCUCUUCAAAAAUUAUAUUGUGAUCUGCAAACCAAAGCGAGACACAAGGACGGACACCUACAGUUACAUCUUCAAGAACAUCAUGAAGCUGAACAAUAUAGAUGUGAAUGACCUUGUGGAAGGGGAUGACCGGGCGUUUGAGAUCUGGCACGAACGAGAAGACUUGGUCCGCAAGUACCUCUUUCAAGCGCGUACAGUGAAUAUCAAGAACUCCUGGGUGAAGGAGAUCUGUGGCAUACAGCAGCGGAUCAGCGAGCCUGUCUGGAUACCUCCAGACUUUGAGGAAGAGCUGGCGGACUGUACAGCUGAGCUGGGAGAGACGGUCAAGCUGGCCUGCAAAGUCACGGGAGCUCCCAAGCCAUCUGUCAGCUGGUACAAAGAUGGAAAGCCCGUGGAGGUGGAUCCUCAUCACAUCAUAAUAGAAGACCCCGAUGGUUCCUGCACAUUGAUCUUGGACAACCUAACAGGGUUUGACUCGGGACAGUACAUGUGCUUUGCUUCCAGCCCUGCUGGAAAUGCCAGUACCUUGGGAAAGAUCCUUGUUCAAGUGCCACCACGGUUUGUGAACAAGGUUAGAAAUGCUUAUUUUGUUGAGGGUGAAGAUGCUCAGUUUACGUGUACUAUCGAAGGAGCACCUAGGCCUCAAAUCAGGUGGUACAAAGAUGGCGUGAUGUUGAAGGACACAAGUAAAUAUCAGACUUUCACUGAACCACGGAGUGGCAUAAUAGUCCUGGUGGUCAAGAACCCUUCCAAUGAAGAUAUGGGACACUACGAAUGUGAGCUGGUGAACAGAUUAGGGUCUGCAAAAAGUGGAGCAGAACUUUACCAUCACAGUGCUGCAGCCCUGACGCAGGAGAGGAGAGGAGACCAAGCCAUUACCAUAGAAGUCACUGAACAAGAGACUAAAGUGCCCAAGAAAACCAUCAUCAUAGAGGAAACGAUAACCACUGUGGUGAAGAGCCCGAGGCAAAGGGGAAGGGUUUCUCCUGCACGCUCUUCUUCAGGUCACUCGCCUUCCCGCUCCCCAAGAGCGGAGCCAACUCCAGAGCCGGUUUAUGUCUCAAAGAUGAGGCAGCCCGUCCACAGGUAUGAGCAGGAGGCAGCAUCAAAGUCGGCUGUUCCCGUGCUUUUUGUCACAGAAGCAGAGGACAGGCAAGGAGCAGCAGCGCGAGACGUCGUCAUAGAGACCAAGGUGGAAGAGAAAAAGCCCAAAUGGGUCGAAGUGGAAGAAAUAAUUGAAUUCAAGGUGAAAAAAUCACCAAAACCUACAAGGAAAAGAGGAUCUUCCCCAGCAAAACAAGAAAAAGACGACUCAGGGGUGUUAACAUUCACUUUUCCCAGCUCAAGGCCUAGGCGUUCUCCAGAAGAUGAUCCAAACACAAACAACUCCAACAAUAAAUUGGUGGAACAGUCAAAAUCUAUGCCUAGUGACAGUCUCUCUGAGGCUGAUAUCCAGCCCUUGGUCUAUGCAACUGAACAGGAAGGACCUCAAGUCAGCAACGAAGACAGAAGCUCCCCGUGUGGGUCCGAACAACUAGGAAAUAAUUCAUUUAUGGUUUAUGGAACCGAAGGAAAGAGCUUCCCACAGGAAACGAGUGGUCACUAUGGAUCAGACGUUGAUUCCCCGCUGCUUGCCUGUGGGGGCGAGCCUUUGAUCUUCAGUUUUGAGACAGGUGCUGCAGACCAGCAGGAGCUUCUGUUCUCACCAGCGAGUCCAGAGGUUACAGAGGACGCAGAUGACUUAGACCUGUCUUGGCCUGUUGAGGAGGGGGUACCUGAAGUAAUCCCUGAAGUCCUUCCAGAAGAGGAUAAUGUCAUUAUAGUUGAUGAACCAGAGGAACUACAGGCAGAUGAUGACCUUAGCACCCGGGACCGCAAAAUCUUAACCCACAAUGGCAAAGUAUUAACUUUGGAGGAUCUUGAAGAUUAUGUUCCUGAAGAAGGUGAGACCUACGGGUGUGAUGAUCAGAACCAUUCGGCAGAUAAACCCUGUGAGAUCUCCGUGCUCCAGACAGAAAUCAACGAGCCAAUGAUUGGGAAGCCAGUGCUGCUGAACCUGGGGAGACCUGUGGUUUCUGAGCCCAGGCAAAGGUUUUUCAGCCAGUUUGAGGAGCACGUUCCUGGGAGUGUGUUCAUGUCAGCAUCUAGAGUAACCGGUGUGCAGUCUUUAGGUCCCUCAAACAUCUCCUUCCAUGUGAGUGACACCUGUAUGAGCAUGACACCUGGAGUGCAUGCAGCAGCAGCAGCUUCUCCUGCUCCCUCCUUCACAGUGAAACCAUCUUUCUGCACCGAAGUCCAGCUCUCAGCAGAUAAUGGACAGUCAAGCUUUAAAACUGAAGUUUCCACGAGAACCCUCAGCUAUGGGACUGUUGGCGAGCCUGUUACCUUGCACAUCAGCACAGAAGACCUCUCCCAAAGCUGAGCAGAUGCAAGCAUAAUUUUCAACACAAAAUAAAGCAGCGUUUUUGAAAAAAAGAAACACUAAUCAAAAUUGUUGUAGGUGAGGGGAAUUGGUGGUAAAGAUGACAAGGUAACAUGUAUGAGGGAAUAUCUUUGAGGAGAAUAUAUUUAAAUGUAUUUAAAUAUGAUAUGUCGAGCUUUUCCAGUCUUAAAGGGAACAUGUCUGUCAGAACAGUUUGUAAUUUAAAAAGCUUUGAUUGAGGUGAACAUAUAUCAUUCCAUAGGGGAGCGGUGAUGGUAGGUUUAGGUAAAGCCCGAUUCUCCUGCCUAUGACAGAAAUAUAAAUGAAUAACUGCAUUUUCGUCCAUGAACUUAAAAAUUACUUCAGGUGCCAAUUUGUAAAUUAUGGUGUGGCAAGAAGGUGAAAGUGCCUAAGCUUUUCAGCAUCCUUUGGCAGCCCAGGGUAGCAGGACUGUCUCCAGCUAAAGCAGUCUCCUGUCCCUGUGUGCGCCCAAAGGUCAUGAAGCUUCACACUGCUCUGACUCUGCCGUAUGCUUCUGACACCAAUUAGCUCCAUCAAAAUUUCUUCAUAAACCUUUCAACAUGUGCAGUCUGGUUAAAUUAUUUUAAACUUCUGCCACAGAAUGAAACACAUAGAAAAUAUUGCAUUUACUAGGGCUGUUCAGACCUUUUGGUUGAAAUCCUGAUUUGACUAAAGUCAAUGGUGAAAGACCCACUGACUUGAGGAACCAAGGAUUUCGUUGUUCUCUUCUGCUUUAUGUAGAAAAAGAGCAUCCUUUUUAAAUUACUGCUAUUUUCAAGUCCACUGCCUAGAUGUCUAAAGAUGUAGGUUUCGUUAUUCUGCAUUCUAGUGCAGUGGAUCUAUAAACCAUAUCUUUUAAAAUAUAGAUUUACCUAAUGUGCAGCAAAAGAUUAACGUGCUGCACAAAAUGACUUCUGUAUCUAUAAUAAAAUGCUAAUACUUUUAUAAAGAACCACAAAUGUGGUCUUUGUCGAUAAAUAUUGCUGGAAGAAUUUUUGUUCUCCUGUACAUGCCAGUGGUGAAACGUUACUUUUAACAGAUUGAUGGAUAAUAUUUCCUAUAUGUAGUAAGAGGAAUUCACCACUGAGCUACGGCGAAGCAGCAGGAGCACAAAGACAGCUUUAAAAAAUAAAAAAGAAAGGAAAGAGAUACUUACCAUAAAUACAUUGGGCUGCUUGGAAACACUGACAGUUGCAAUUGCAUCGUAUUACUGUAACCAUGUUCGUGGAGCUGUCUUGUAGAGGUAUUGCCUUUUGUUGAGUUGCUCUGGAGCUUUGCAGCUCAGAGGGAGUGCUGAUUGCCUGAGGAAGGCUAAGAGGCCGUGAGCAUGACCCAUUCCUGUUGCACAGACCUUCCUCAAGUUGCUCAACCCUGGCAAGGAAUGAGCUCACAGGCCCAAAAAUAUUGGUCCCAGUUGAAGUCAGCUGUCAUUGAUCUUGGUAGGACCAACACUGGCCCUCUCUAUCGUAGACAGAGAUGUGGGGUAAAAAAUCCCAACAUCUUGUCCCAGCUGAAUUGUGUAGUGCUGUUGCUACAGAAAAUGUUUUUGUUUAGAUGGUGCAGAGAAACCAGAAAUGCUGAAUUUCUAACUAGCAUGAAGAAAGGGGAUUGAGUGAGCUUUUGCCUUGGAAAUGUUGACGUGUGAUGUUGCCUCAGUGUUUUCCAGCUAGGUAAAAUUGUGAAGCUUUUUCUGGAGUUCUCCGGGCAAUAUUCCCACUAAGCGGGAGUGAGUUCACAAAAGGUGCUCGUAGAAAAGAGUACUUUAUUUUCUUUUCCUUCUGUGGAUGCACCUUGACUGUAUACUGACUAAAAUGAACGUAGUGAUUUCACAGCCUUUUACUUUCAAUAUCCAAACAGGGCGUUAUGUGUAAUAUCCUGUGCACUACCCUCAUGGUAUAGGAUGCUUUUCCAGUGAUUACAUGUGGUGAAAGAAAUCAAGCCUCUUUUAUGUUACUCUCCCAUUUUUUAUAACAUCUCCUUGGUUUUUACUGUUUGUUUUAUAAUUGAGCAAUACAAUGGAUAUAUAUUAGUGCUUUUUUCAUAUAUUGCACUCUACAUUGGAAAGUAACAAAUACACAACAGAGAAAUAUUUUCAAACCUGAAAAUAUUUCUUUUUUAUUGGGCCUGAUUCUGAUCCCAGUUAUUCCAGUAUCAAUCUAGAAGAAUUCCACAGAAGGAGGUGGAUUUGAUUCGGAUUUACAAAGAUACUGAGAUGCUGAGAAAAGAAUUGGCCCUAUUAUAGUCUGCAAAAAUAUAAUAUCAAAAAAUAAUAAAGAUGUGUAAAGGAUCAUGGAGGUCUGCUCCUGUUGUGGAUGAUGCUCAGGUUGGAGCUGCAGGAUGCAGCUGAAAGGUUGCAGUUCAGAUGGUCAUAGAAGAAACACCUAUAAUUCGUUUCAUUAGCCCAAAGCAAUUGACAUCUGUUUACAUUUUUGUUUGAAAUUUAAGCAAAAGAGAAUAAAUUGAAAGGAAUUUUUAAAAUCGUAUGCAGGAUUCUGUUCAAAAAGUGAAAGGUUAUGAAAAGUUCAUUACAUAUACUUUCAAAAUGUUUUCCUAGAGGUUAAAAAUUAUGCUUGUAAGUGAUUACAGUAUGUAGAUAACUAAUGAGAUGUGUGGGAGUUUAUUUCCUGUAGAUGAAAUCAUACAGCUGUAUUAAAAAUUUUAAUACAAGGAAUGUUUUACUAAAAUUCCUGCAGGUGAAUGGGUAUUAAUAAAGUGGAAACUUCAGUUUGCUUGAGAUACAAAAAGAAAAAAAAAAAGCCACCAAAAAAAAACCCAAAUAAAAAAAAAUCAAAUGCAAGAUAUGCUGUUAGAUGCUGAGUUUAUAUCAAUAAAUGUCUUGCAUCUGCUGUCACUGAA
This is a messenger RNA of Calidris pugnax (ruff), 29286 nucleotides long. It is a transcript of the gene OBSCN, whose product is annotated as obscurin, cytoskeletal calmodulin and titin-interacting RhoGEF. The coding region runs from base 238 to 26409 and encodes 8723 amino acids. The record is from RefSeq and is a predicted model, not a curated record. The transcript has 101 exons. Gene Ontology annotation, molecular function: protein binding; guanyl-nucleotide exchange factor activity. NCBI's taxonomy places the organism in Eukaryota, Metazoa, Chordata, Aves, Charadriiformes, Scolopacidae.